Aegilops tauschii subsp. strangulata is the source of this 642-nucleotide messenger RNA. The record is from RefSeq and is a predicted model, not a curated record. Lineage: Eukaryota; Viridiplantae; Streptophyta; Magnoliopsida; Poales; Poaceae.
AUGGAGGCGUUUGCGGGCGCCCCAGGCGCUGUUGGUGGCGAUUCCGCACCUGGCCUCGCUCCCGGCGACCUCGGCUCUGGUGCUCAGGCCUUGGAGGGAGGCUGGUCGGUGGCCGUCUCGCCGGCGGCCAGGAGGGCGGCUGUGCCUUCCCAGGGCGCGGCCAAGUGGUCGGGGAGUCGUUUCUGGGUUCUGGCAGACGAGGUCUCUGACGGCGAAGAGGAGGUGGAGGCGUGUGACGAGGCGGGGUCAGGGGCGGGCGGCCGUGCGGCCUGCUCCAUUGGUGACUUCGUGUCGCGCGCGGAGGAGCUCGGGGGCUCCUUCAAGGCCGGGUGCCGGCGUGCUUUUGCGCCCGGAGGUCAUGGCCCAAGGUGGGCCGCGCUGCCGGGGGGCAGGGUGCCGUGCGCUUCUCCACGGGGUGAGGGCCGAGGCAGCCCUGAAGCUUCCGACGCGGGGCUGCUCCUGCAGCCAGCGCAGCCUCUGCGCUGCCCGGUGCGGGCGGCCCCCGCGGCCACGGUGGUGGCGCCGGCGGAUCCUGGCGGAGCGCAGGCUAGGGUUGGGGAUGUCUCGCCGGGGGCGUUGGCGGGCCAGGCCCAUCGGGUGGCAAGCGGCCCAAGUCCGGGGCAAACGCGCGCGGCGGCCUAG